Molecule: messenger RNA, 744 nt
Organism: Suncus etruscus (white-toothed pygmy shrew)
Lineage: Eukaryota; Metazoa; Chordata; Mammalia; Eulipotyphla; Soricidae
Gene: HSPB6
Product: heat shock protein family B (small) member 6
Exons: 2
Coding region: 24-584 (186 amino acids)
Biological process (GO): protein refolding; response to heat
Molecular function (GO): structural constituent of eye lens; protein folding chaperone
Source: RefSeq, a predicted model, not a curated record
CCAGGAGGCAGAGAAGAAGCAGGAUGGAGAUCCCGGUGCCUGUGCAGCCUUCUUGGCUGCGCCGCCCCUCGGCCCCCUUUCCUGGGCGCCUUUUCGACCAGCGCUUUGGAGAGGGGUUGCUGGAGGCAGAGCUGGCCACCCUCUGCCCCGCUGCACUGGCACCCUACUAUCUGCGGGCACCCAGCGUGGCUUUGCCCAAUGCCCAGGUGUCCACCGACCCUGGCCAUUUUUCUGUGCUGCUGGAUGUGAAGCAUUUCUCCCCAGAGGAAAUCGCUGUCAAGGUGGUUGGUGACCAUGUGGAAGUGCACGCACGCCAUGAGGAGCGCCCGGUGAGCCGGCUGGUGGGGACUGUGAGGAGUGGGGGGUGGACAGGAGCAGGGGCCUCGCCGCUCAAGCCUCUCUCUUUCCAGGACGAGCAUGGUUUCGUCGCUCGUGAGUUCCAUCGCCGCUACCUCUUGCCACCUGGCGUGGACCCUGCGGCCGUGACCUCCGCACUCUCCCCGGAGGGCAUUCUGUCCAUCCAGGCUGCCCCCGCACCCGUCCAGGCCCCACUGCCAGCGCCACCAGCGGCUGCUGCCAAAUAGGGGUCUGCGCGUGCCUGAACCCUGAGGCCCCCCCGAGGCCCUCUUUUAAAGCCGACCUGACUCCACAUAGCCAGAAGUCCGGAAUGUGUCAAGACCACCCUCCCCUUCAACCUGGAACAUUGCCCUGACCCUUCCAGCCAAACCUUUCCAGGGCAUGCAU